Molecule: messenger RNA, 487 nt
Organism: Magallana angulata
Lineage: Eukaryota; Metazoa; Mollusca; Bivalvia; Ostreida; Ostreidae
Exons: 5
Coding region: 101-487 (128 amino acids)
Source: RefSeq, a predicted model, not a curated record
GCCUCAUAAUAUUUUGUGAACAGUUCGUCAAUAUAUAUAAUAGGUAUAUGUUUAUAUGUAAUCAAUGUUAAAUGGUUUAAAAUAAUUGAACGGUGUCAAAAUGCAGAAGUGGUUUAUAAUCUCUACAUCUUGCCUGGGGCUGUGUUUGAUUUUGGAAUGUGCAUCAAAACCUUGUGAAAGACACAAUCUACCGCACAUUUUCUCCCGUCAACUACAAAAUGAAAUAGACAACAAAAUGAAAAGAAUGAUGGACCCAAAAGAACUUGAUAAGCCGCUUCUUGACGAGAACUCACGAGAAAAUGAAUUUGCAAAAAGGACGAUAGUGUUUCUGGAUGGAAAGAAAAUAAAGCCUACGAAUAUUAAUACAAAGCUGAAUAAAAUAAUGGAGUUUGAAAAUUAUGAGAAUCUUCUACCUAAGACGGAUAAUAAGCCGGAACAAACGGAAACUUGCGUGGUAUCUUCAGCGCCUGCACGAACUGCGUGGUGA